Molecule: messenger RNA, 6040 nt
Organism: Lotus japonicus
Lineage: Eukaryota; Viridiplantae; Streptophyta; Magnoliopsida; Fabales; Fabaceae
Product: pentatricopeptide repeat-containing protein At5g57250, mitochondrial
Exons: 4
Coding region: 799-4002 (1067 amino acids)
Molecular function (GO): protein binding
Source: RefSeq, a predicted model, not a curated record
GAGGGGAUUCACAUCUAUCAUUCUAAAUUCUUUCUUUAGCAUGUGAAUUGCUUGAAAGUCACUCUCGGGGUACUAGAUACCCAAAACUUUCCUAAGAAGCCACAUCUUUUUAGCUCUAGUAAAAUACCCGCCAACAAAACCCGCAUCUAAGGGCGCAUGCUCUAGCCCCUCUAUAGAAAUAGCAACGACAUACAAACCAUUCCCCCUCCAAGAAAGACAAAGGCUCACCACCAUCAGAGGAAACCACGACAAAUAAUGAAGUUCGUCAUCUCUUUCGUUUCUUAGGAAGUCCACGAGACCUCAAAGAACUCAGUUUUAAUCCCAAAUAAUCAUUUACACUAUAUGACCUUUCUCCUAGCAAAUAGCUAGUCUCAUCGGGAGAGGGAUGAGAUAAUCAAGCACCCCUUAAGAUCAGACGGUCUCGCGGUACCAGAGGCUGAACCAAACAGAAACAACUGUCUACCCUCAAAACCCAAACAUAAAUCCCCAAGUCCUCUAAGCUUCUCUCCACCACCGCUAAAGCAUCGCAUACAACUAAAUCAAGCCCUCCUCUACCAAGUCGUCGCCGUCUUCAAAACAACCUUCAUUCACCUAAACAAUACUAUCUCUAAGACCCUAAAAGGAAAUCUCCAAGAAGAGAGCCUACUCCAAAACCCUUGGCUCCAUAUCACAAUUUUUAAUUAACCUCAACCAGCCUUAUAAGAAAAAAGAGAGUACACAAAUGAUGCUACAAAAGUACUAUGUAGCUGAAUGAGGAGCAGCAUGUAGCAGAAACAUUUGAUUCUGGAAACAUUUGUUAUGUUGUUCUCAAUCCAAACAUCACUGAAACGAGGUUUCACUCCCACUGCCAAAUCCAUCAACAGCUUCUUCCUCUUCCUCUUCCACCUUCGCAAAUUCGACCUCAUCAUCCACCUCUUCAGCUUCAACAAUCUCCCCACCAAUCACCGAACCCACUCCAUUCUCACAUGGGCACUCCUCAAAUCUCACAGGUUCGAAGAAGCGGAGCAAUUCAUGACCACCACCACCACCCACUUCCGAUCGCAGUUCCCCUUCACACGCGCCUGGGACCACCUCAUUCGGGGUCUCUGCAUCACGCGUGGAGAUCCAGACAGGGCACUCUCUGUUUUACGGCGCUGCUUGCGUGACCGUGGCGGCGUUUCCCUCUCUUCCUCGGUUUUCUGCUGCCUCAUUCACAAAUUGAGCUAUAUGGGUCAUGUGGGUAAGGCUAUUGAGGUGUUGGAGUUGAUGGCUGAGCAUAGAAUCGAGUACCCUUUUAACGAUUUUGUCUGUAGUUCUGUGAUUUCCGGGUUUUGCAGGGUUGGAAAGCCUGAACUGGCGUUGGGGUUCUUCCAGAAUGCCACACGCUCCGGCGCGUGGCGUCCCGGUGUGGUGACUUGCACUGCCCUCGUGGGUGCUCUUUGUAAGCUGGGGAGGGUUGAUGAGGUUUGUGGUUUGGUUCGUGGGAUGGAGGAGGAUGGGUUAGCUUUGGAUGUUGUUUUGUAUAGUGUUUGGGUUUGUGGGUAUAUUGAAGAGAAGGUUUUGGUGGAGGUUUUGAGGAAGAUCAAUGAAAUGGUGGAUAAGGGUAUAGGCCAUGAUGUUGUUAGUUAUACCAUACUCAUAGAUGGGUUUUCCAAGUUAGGUGAUGUGGAGAAGUCAUUUACCUUCUUGGCCAAGAUGAUAAAAGGAGGACAUAAGCCCAAUAAGGUCACAUAUUCUGCAAUAAUGUCUGCAUAUUGUAAGAAGGGUAGAGUAGAGGAAGCGUAUGCUGUUUUCAAGAGCAUGAAAGACUUGGGAGUUGACCUGGAUGAAUUUGUGUUUGUCAUUUUGAUUGAUGGGUUUUGCAGGAUAGGAGAUUUUGAUAAUGUGUUUCGUUUGUUUGAUGAAAUGGAGAAGAGAGGGAUUAGUCCCAGUGUUGUAACAUAUAAUGCUAUUAUAAAUGGUUUGUCUAAGUAUGGGAGGACAUCCGAGGCGGAUGAGUUUUCAAAAAAUGUAGCUGCGGAUGUGAUUACAUACAGCACCUUGUUGCACGGGUAUACUGAAGAAGAGAACAUUCCUGGGAUUUUGCAAACAAAGAGGCGGCUAGAAGAAGCUGGAAUCACUAUGGAUGUUGUGAUGUGUAAUGUACUCAUCAAAGCUCUAUUUAUGAUGGGGGCUUUCGAAGAUGUUCAUGCACUUUACAAAGGAAUGCCAGAAAUGAAUCUUGUUCCAAGUUCUGUUACUUACUGCACAAUGAUUGAUGGGUAUUGCAAGGCUGGCAGGAUUGAUGAGGCGCUAGAGGUAUUCGAUGACUUCAGAAAUACAUCAAUCUCUUCACAUGCAUGCUACAAUAGUAUUAUUUAUGGACUUUGCAAAAAGGGUAUGGUAGAAAUGGCCACUGAGGCAUUAUUUGAACUCAAUCAUAAGGGUCUCAUGUUGGAUAUAGUUACAUAUAGGAUGUUGAUGAAAACAAUUUUCAAAGAGAACAGUGUAAAAGAGGUUUUAGACUUAGUUUACAGAAUGGAAGGUCUGGGGUCAGACUCAGACAUGUAUAAUGCAGUAUGUAAUAAUUCCAUUUUUUUAAUAUGUAAAAUGGGAUUACUUGAGGAUGCAAAUAGGUUGUGGAUGAUGAUGAAAAAGAAAGGCUUAUCUGUCACAUGCAAGUCUUAUUAUUCACUUUUGAAAAGGCAUCUUAGUGAUGGGAAUAAGGAGCAAAUCGUGCCCGUCUUGAAUAGCUUCCUGAAGGAAUAUGGUAUAGUUGAACCAAAGGUUCAAAAGAUACUUGCAUGCUACCUCUGUCUGAAAGAUGUCCAUUGUGCUCUUCGAUUUGUUGGAAAAAUGAACUUUUCAGCAGUCACUUUUCCUGUCUCCAUUCUCAAGAUUCUGGUAAAGAAGGGUAGAUCUUUAGAUGCAUAUAAGCUUGUCAUGGAGGCUGGAGAUAAUUUACCAGUCACCUAUGUUGAUUAUGGCAUCGUGAUUGAUGGCUUAUGCAAGGGAGGAUAUCUCCAUAAAGCAUUGGAUCUUUGUGCCUUUAUUGAAAAGAAGGGGAUGCAUUUGAACAUAGUCAUAUAUAAUUCAAUAAUAAAUGGAUUGUGCCAUGAAGGUCGUCUUAUUGAAGCAUUUCGGCUAUUUGAUUCAUUAGAGAAACUUAAUUUGGUACCCUCUGAAAUAAGUUAUGCUACAUUAAUUUAUUCCCUUUGUAGGGAUGGAUUUUUGCUAGAUGCAGAGCUUGUUUUCAGGAAAAUGGUCCUCAAGGGCUUUCAACCAAAAGUUCAAGUUUACAACUCAUUACUUGAUGGUUUAUCUAAGUUUGGUCAAUUAGAGAAGGCAUUUGAGCUUCUAAAUGAUAUGGAGACAAAAUAUAUAGAGCCUAACAGUAUGACUGUUGGUGCUGUAAUAAAUUGUUAUUGCCAAUUGGGCGACAUGGAAGGAGCCCUUGAAUUCUUUUAUAUGUUCAAGAGUAAGGAUAUAUCACCUGAUUUUUUGGGGUUCUUGUAUUUGAUGAGAGGUCUAUGUACCAAGGGAAGGAUGGAAGAAGCAAGGGGUGUCUUGAGAGAAAUGCUCCAGUCCAAGAAUGUUGCAGAGGUAAUUAACAGAGUCUACAGUGAGGUUGAUACUGAGUCAAUUGGUGAAAUCCUUGCCUCUCUGUGUGAGCAAGGAAGAAUUCAAAAAGCUGUUACUGUUCUCAAUGAAAUUGCAUGUCUUCUUUAUCCUGCUCGAAGGUUGUCUACUUAUAAUCAAUUAUUCCAUAAACUGCACGAGAUUUAUGAAGGGAAGGAUGUUGAUUCAAAUUCUUCAAGCUCUAUUCCUUUGUCUUGCAGCAGUGGUUUGGAUUUUGGAUCUUGUGAUGCCAGGAAUGUAAAGAAUCUUGUGACAAAUAAUGGUAGUUAUUUGACAAGAUCCCAGGUGCACAGCUUUGACUUCUAUUAUUCUAGAAUUGCUGCACUUUGUGACAAAGGGGAGCUGCAGGAAGCUAAUCAAUUGGCAAAAGAAACACUUUCUGAGCUGGCAGAGUAUACGAACUGAACAUUCAUGAUAUAAAUGUAAAGUAAUUCUUGUAGCACGGGGAACUUUUCUCCCUGUAGUGCCAGCAAACAGAUCACAUGGAUGAAACUUGCAGAUGCAAAUCAUCUCUUAGAAGUUGAAUGCUAUUUUUGACGACUGAAGAGAAUCAAGACUUCCAUGGUGGAGGGUUCAAUUUGUUGAUAGAAAUUUACAUCAUCAAGAACAGAAUCAUAUCAAAUGCUGUAUCCACUAUGAAAAGGCAACUAUAAUUUAGUUUCACUUUCACCAGUGAAGGAUCAAGGUAUCUAUUGGACUCUGGACUGAGCCAUUAAAUGAACUGUUAAAUAUAGAAAUGAAAUUUUGAUUGUGGACUUGCUCUAAUAUUAGGGCUCAUAAAGGAAUUUGGUCAACACAUUUGGGAAAACCAGUUGUGGAUAGGCUCAUGAUCAUCAACCACUAAGAAGUUCACAAUCAAUUCUUUGGAAGUAAAGAAAGCCAUUCUCAAGGUCAUAUCCCACAUUGUAACUCUGCUGAGCUGACAACCCAAUAAUUGAAGGAAUACUCCCCAGGCCAAACUCACUGAUUGGACCUACAACCAUGCAAAAUGCAUUAUCCGUCACCUGUUCGAAAAGGCUUCCAGGGUCCAAAGCCAAAUCUGCUCCUUCAUCAAAAUGGAAGGUAACCACUGGAAACCUCACCAGGUCCCUGCUCACAUCCCCCAAGUAGCAAAUUUGCCAUGGAAUAUUUUCAAAUGUAGUUUCUUUAAGCGACUGCCGAAGGAUGUUUCUAACUUCUCUGUAUAACAAUUUAUAAGCAUCAUCAACUAGGUAGGUCAUUGUAGUCCCUGUGUCAAUGAUAACUCCACCUGUGCCAUCCUCUUUCAUCUCAAAAGUUGUUGGAGCUAAGUCAAGCCUCUUUUCUCCUACACUAAUGCCUUCCAUGGUUAUAUAGUAAAAGCCACGAUGCUCUUGCAAAGGCGUAGAAUAACCUUCUAGAUCUGCCCCUUCACCUAAUAUCAAUUGAUUGUAAUUGUAGUUUUUGUCAGUUAAGCUGCCUAUGCAGUAAGAGAAUCUUCUGCCAAUUUGUGACACCAGAGACACAGGUCCACUAUUGAGUCCUAAUAUUCCAUUAUACCCUGGAUCUUUAUUGUACCUGAUUUGGUGGCCACACCCGAAUUCUAUGUAGGGGACCAGAACCGUACCUUCAUCAGCUGUCUCGAAGACCAGCAUGUCGCGGCCGAGUGUUCCUGAUGAGGAGGAUCCGUCUGCAUAAUUGACAUUGAAUGUGAACCGAUCCGAGAGGUCGCAUUUGCAGCCACUGAAGCCACAGGGUGUUCUGCAUGGUGCGAAAUAGGUGGAAGACUUAGAAGGAUCGAAAAUUGGGAGUGAAUGGUGGACACAAUUUAAGCAAGGGGUGCACAUGACCCAGAAGCGGGCACUGCCAGUGUCCAUGAUAACUAGUUGUGGGGUGGGGGGUUGGCCUAUUGAGAGAUUUGCCAGUAUGGUUCUACUAGUUAGAGAGGGAGAAAGGCUUGCCCUGUAGUCAUUAGAGAUCAAUGAACCAUUAUCAAUCCUUGCUCGCAAGUAGGCUAAACGCGCAACUGAGUGUUGGAUAUCAAGUUUCAUUCGGUCUUUCGCAGUUUCUUUUGGAUUGUAGUGUGGAUGCAGAACAGAGCGAUGGUGAAUAAGUUUGGAGACCAAUCUAUGAGGCUUAGAUUUUGAGGUACCUAAAGAUGCGGUGGUUGUACUUGUAUGAAUUGAUGAGAAACAGCAUGUUGAGAAGGCUAACAACAGAAGAAUAUGCAUAAGUUCAUAUUCAAAUGCCAUUGAUCUUGUGUUUUAUUGAAAUGUUAUUCCCUAUUUGAGUUUAGGGAGGUUGUAUUGUAGAUACAGUUUCCAACACAUGAAAGUAAUGUAUAGUGAAAGAGUAACAAUUCACUCUUAUAAUUGACAUGGUAGAUGAUUAAUGAAAUGUAAAAUGUAAGUGCUUUCAAAAGGUAACAAGGUCAUGAAAACAAGGUCUUGUUUAGUACAACCAUCUUUACAUUCUCUGCUAAAAA